UUAGUCUAUCCCAUCCGACUCCAAAUGACGCUUGAAGCGGGAGGUACAAUGUCGAACUUGGCUAGGACCUAAAAGAUGGAAAACAACAGCGCCGACAUCUCAGACAAACUGAAUACAGCUUUAGGAGUUGAGUUAACUGCUGAAGAUGUUGAGAGCAACCCAGAGUUUGUGCAUCUUCUCUCGGUCCUGACCAAUCACAUCAACGAUGAGGGUGUGUCCUCUCUUGUACAUAAAGAUCUCCAACAGGCAGAAGAAGAGCUGAAACAUGAAAAACACAGUUGGCUAUUGCAGAAAAUUCUCUACCAUGAACUCGAGGAACUUCUACAUGAUUAUGACAUUAAAUCUCAAGACACUGCUUUAUGUACAGAAGAUAGACAGUUCCACACAAUCCUACAGGAGACAUUGACACGAUCUGAGAUAUCCGACUACUUGUACUGCUCUCCAGAUCCCUCCUCAAAAAACACACUUUUGGGCCUGAGUGAAGCAGAACUGUCCCAGCAAAAUCCCCACAAAAAGCAUCUUCCUUUCAUACAACAAAAGCUGAUCCCAGACAUCGAGAAGAGACUAACAGAGAAAUGUGACACCCUUAUUAACUUCCAUCAGACUGGUCUAAAUGAGGAUGGCAUUGAAACGUCCUUCAGUCCUACAACACAGUUACCUGCCCUUGUGGAAUCUGAUAAACACCAGCUACAGAAAACAAAGGCUCAGUUGAAAACUCUAAAGCAUGAUAAGGACAAACAGUUCUGGUUGUACUAUAAGACUUUGAUAGAGUCCCUGGAGUUACUAGAAGAGGUCGUAUCCAAACACAGAUUUCAGAACCAGACUGAACAAAACACUGUCACGACAGAAUGGCUGGUAGGGAGAUGUGAUGGCCUAUGUCUCAAGAUCAGAUUGUUAGAGAUGCAGGUUUUGUGCGAUACUUACACCAAGGAUACAGUGAAAGCUCUACAUUCUGUCAGAGACCAUUUGGACACAAAUUUCCGUGACAGCGAUAAAGAAUUUCAUCACAUCUCACAGGCUUUACGUUCAUAUGAAUCUGUGGGUAUGGGAUUUGAUGAGCUGGUUGAGGAAUUCAGAAAACUCAAGGAAGAGAAGGACAACAAGCAAUGGGCUCUUGCAGAACUUCAUCACGGCAGUGACAAAAGUGGAUCAGUGGUAAAACCUUGAAAUAUACUUCUACUGGAGCGAUUGAUGCUGCCACAUCUCUCUAUAUUUUGAGUACUCAUCGAAAAUGUCUCGGACAAUGAAAUUGUUUGCCUGAUCUAUGUGGAAGUGUAAAAUCUUAUCUUCAACUCUGAUAACUCGAGCCCAGCAGUAUAGAUUCUUAUAAAACUUGCUCUGUUACCCAGAAAUCUUUGGAUAAGGUAAUGUUUUUUUAUGUCUCUGACUUCAUAUUUGUAGAAUUUAUAGAAGAAGCCUCAUGUAUUUGUUGUUUUGUUACAAGUUAGCAAAGAAGCAUUCGGCACAAUUUAGUUUCAUUAGUGAUGAAUCUAAGCGAAAUAUAUUACCAAGUUGUCUAGAACGUAAUCAUAACUGAUAUGAAGUUGCAGCAUUUAGAAGCUAAAUUAUUUUAUAACACAUCAUGACAUUAAUAUGUAAUGCUACACUAUAGCUGUGAUAUUUUCCCAUGCAAUAAAAUGGAAAAAAAACCUAUGGACAAUACAGUACCA
Messenger RNA from Pecten maximus, 1670 nucleotides. Its product is annotated as HAUS augmin-like complex subunit 4. The record is from RefSeq and is a predicted model, not a curated record. Gene Ontology annotation, cellular component: HAUS complex. Gene Ontology annotation, biological process: centrosome cycle; spindle assembly. The transcript has 9 exons. Bases 76 to 1167 code for a protein of 363 amino acids. Gene Ontology annotation, molecular function: microtubule minus-end binding. NCBI's taxonomy places the organism in Eukaryota, Metazoa, Mollusca, Bivalvia, Pectinida, Pectinidae.